UCAGUCACUCACCCAGAGGGGAGCCCAGUCCUGCCACUGCCAGUGGAGCACAAGCCAUGGACAUUGAGAAGGUCAACUCCAUGGACUUUGGAGAAUUUAUGGAUGUGUUUGGAAAUGUCAUCGAGAGAUGUCCUCUGAUUGCAGCCGCGGUUUGGUCCAAACGCCCAUUCUCUGACUUGGGAGAUUUAGAGAAGCACUUUUUUGCCUUUAUUGAUGGUCUUCCACUGUCAGGCCAGGAGGGCGUCCUGCGCUGCCACCCGGAGCUGGCGGGCCGCGAGCUGCAGUGGGGCCGGCUCACCGCCGAGUCGCAGCGGGAGCAGAGCGCCGCGGGCCUGCAGAACCUGGGCGCGGCCGAGCGGCUCCGGCUCAGCGAGCUCACCGCGCAGUACCGCGCGCGCUUCGGCUUCCCCUUCGUGCUCGCCGUGCGCCUCAGCGACCCGGCGGCGGCGCCCCGCGAGCUGGCGCGACGGCUGCGGUGCCCACCAGCGCAGGAGCUGCGCACCGCCUUGGGCGAGGUGAAGAAGAUCUGCCACCUGCGUCUCGCCGACUUGCUCGGGGAGCAGCCGUAGUGGCCGCGCCAGCCGGGGACCCCCGGGACGCACGUUGGGACGCGCGCCAGGGCCGCGGGCGCGCGCGAUGCUCUUGGAACGGAGUCCACCCCCGCGCACGGAGGCCGGGGCGAAUCAAGACAGUCGCACGACUAACGAACCCUUCUGUCCCCCUCCCCACACGCGCACCCUUUGCCAAAAUAUCUGUUGAUAGUUUUGGGCUUUGCCACCGAUAUAUCCAGCUUACUGCUCCAACUCUUCACUCCCAUUGCGGCCCGUUGACACCACCAGCCCAUGCGGAUUCCAAAGCGCUUAUCCAGCUCGUUUUGGCUCCGCACCCUCUCCUGUUAUACUCCCAGCUGCAAAACAAAACGGACAGAAAAGGAAUCUUUUAUUCUCCA
This is a messenger RNA of Dama dama (fallow deer), 949 nucleotides long. It is a transcript of the gene URAD, whose product is annotated as ureidoimidazoline (2-oxo-4-hydroxy-4-carboxy-5-) decarboxylase. Bases 57 to 569 code for a protein of 170 amino acids. NCBI's taxonomy places the organism in Eukaryota, Metazoa, Chordata, Mammalia, Artiodactyla, Cervidae. The transcript is spliced from 2 exons. Gene Ontology annotation, molecular function: carboxy-lyase activity. Gene Ontology annotation, biological process: allantoin metabolic process. The record is from RefSeq and is a predicted model, not a curated record.